AUGGCCACCCCCCCCGCCGCGCCCGCCUUCUCCGCCCCCUUCCCGCUCGAAGCCGAACUCUCUUCCUACGCCUCGAGCUUCCCAAGUUUCCUCGCGCCCGUCGGCGGCCUGUUGGAUCGGUUCAACACUGCCCGCGAUGCGCUCAAGUUGCCCGAUCCUGGCAUGGCCGAGGAUUUGGCGCGUGAGGUCAAGAGUGAGUCUGAGCGAGCAUGGUCGAAUUCGACUCCGGAGGGGUGGGUGGUCUUGAGAAUGGGUUGUUGGACGGGUUAACGGGACCGAAUGGGGAGAAAGGACGCUUGCGAAUGACGGAGGGAGCAUCGGAGCGCCCGCCAUCCACCUCGUCCCCCACGUCUCCCAUUCCACUUCGCAGAUCCACGCGCCCAGAAGCACAUUUCAACUCAACGUUCUGUGCUUGUUCCCCGACCAGAUGUGCACUACGCCAACUUUGCCUUUGACGGCGCGCGAGCGGACCUGUCCAAGACGCUGUCCCAGAUGCCCGCCUUCCAGGUUACGCACUCGUUCACAUCCGGAGCCCAGGGGCAGAUGGGGCCCUCACCUGGAACGUACUCGUUCAGGGCCGUGUAUGCGACCAAUGAGGUGCGUUCGGGGAGCGGAUCUUUCGGGAUCGCCGGCUGGGCGAGGCGCAGCGCCAGGAGCGAGACGGAGCGAGCGAGAAACCCCCCUCCACACCCCCCUCCACGAGGAACCAGUACACUGAUCGGAUACACGAACGGCCACCACAGAACCUGAUGCAAGGCUCGAUCGAUAACGAAGGCUCCGUCAACGGCCGACUGAACCACACCUGGUCACCCGCCGCACUCACAAAAAUCGGCAUCAACGUCAGUUUUCAUACCCCGUUCAUCAUUGCCACUCCAAUACCGAGUGCCUGACCCGCACUCCAAACCCACUUUGUACAGCUUCACCCAUCGCCGACGACGCCAUCCAUGUUCACGAUCGAGCACGACCACACCGGCAAAGACUUCACCCUCGGCCUCAAGGCCUACAACCCUUCGCCCGCCGAUCUGACGGGCACCUACAUCGCGCAGUACCUGCAGUCCCUCACACCCCAUUUCGCGCUCGGUGCCGAAGCGCUGUACCAACGACCGACACCCCAGAUCGAAGAGGUCGCGCUCGGGUACAUGGCCAAACUGCAUGACGUCAAGAAGGACCUCUCCGGACAACCCCUCGCCGGAUCAUGGAUCGCCUCGGCGCAAUUGAUGAGCCAAGGCGUGUUGCAAGCGACGUACUGGAAACAGUUGGCCGAACGCGUCGACGCCGCCGUCGAUCUGACCGUGCUUCCUGCCGUGGACCCGUCGCAGAGGAAAGCGAUUGCCACGGCCGGUGUCAAGUACGAUUUCAGGAUGUCGACGUUCCGAGGGCAGGUCGAUUCGGAUGGCAAGGUCGGCGCGUUGUUGGAGCAGAGGCUCAGCCCGUUGUUUGCUUUCUUGAUUUCGGGAGAGAUGGGUAAGCACUUUCGCCAUCUUCGGCCCGUUCUUUUGGCUCGAGUUUCCAGCUUUUGGUGGGAGGUAGUCCCAGAUUGGGACGUUGUGGCUGACCGAAUUUAUCUUCCCACAUGGUCCGCCUUUCAGAUCACAAGACGAACAAGUCCAAGUUCGGUCUCGGUAUCAUGGUCGAGUCCGCAUCGGAGGAGACGAUCGCCGCGGCCGAAGCCGCCGCACAGGCCGCAGCCCAAGCUCAGGGUCGACCCAUGUAA
Microbotryum saponariae is the source of this 1714-nucleotide messenger RNA. NCBI's taxonomy places the organism in Eukaryota, Fungi, Basidiomycota, Microbotryomycetes, Microbotryales, Microbotryaceae. The record is from the annotation of a GenBank genome assembly.